CAACGGUGUAAACCACAUAAAACGAAAAGAAAAACACACUAUGUCUUCGAACAAGAUUGUGUUAACAAGCUCUGAUGGCGAGUCUUUCCAAGUUGAGGAACCGGUGGCGAGAAAAUUGCAGAUCAUAGCAAACAUGAUCGAGGACGACUGCGCCGAUAAAGCAAUUCCGCUUUCAAACGUCACUGGAAAUAUCCUUGCAAUGGUCAUCGAGUAUUGCAAAAUACACGUUGACGAUAAAGAUAGUGAUUCAACUGAAGCGACAAAUGAUAGUGAAGCAACUGAAGCAACGAAUGAUAAAGAAGCAACUGAAGCCAAGGAGGAGCUCGUGAGGACUUGGGACAAAGAGUUCAUGAAAUCUCUCGAUCUUGAAACGAUCUUCUCAGUCAUUCUCGCUGCCAACUAUCUCAACGUCAAGAGCCUUCUAGAUCUCACUACCCAGAACGUGGCAGAUUACAUCAAAGACAAGACACCAGAGGAGGUUCGAAAGAUCUUCAAUAUUGAAAACGAUUUCACACAGGAAGAAGAAGAAGAGGUUCGAAAGGAGAACGCAUGGGCUUUUCAAGAUGAUCCAAAACCCUAACUUUUUGUUUUCGUUUUAAAAUUGUUGAUUUCGAUGUUCUUUUAAACUUUGUUGAUGACCUUCUUAAAUAUGAUUAAGAUUAGGGGCUUGAUUGGAAGAGCAUAGGAAGAAGCUUUUUUAAUUUUAUCAUCCAAUCAACAUUUAUUAGGAGAGCAUCAAAAAGAGCAUUUAGAAGCGGCAGAUGCUCUCAUAUGCUCUCUUCCUGUAUGCUCUAUUCCUAUAUGCUCUCAUUUGAAGCA
Camelina sativa (false flax) is the source of this 819-nucleotide messenger RNA. The record is from RefSeq and is a predicted model, not a curated record. NCBI's taxonomy places the organism in Eukaryota, Viridiplantae, Streptophyta, Magnoliopsida, Brassicales, Brassicaceae.